Messenger RNA from Mycotypha africana, 865 nucleotides. RefSeq lists its product as uncharacterized. The record is from RefSeq and is a predicted model, not a curated record. Bases 152 to 724 code for a protein of 190 amino acids. NCBI's taxonomy places the organism in Eukaryota, Fungi, Mucoromycota, Mucoromycetes, Mucorales, Mycotyphaceae. The transcript has 2 exons.
UUUUUUCAUGGUUUUCCAAACAAUGAAAUCUUUCCACUUUUAAUAAUAAAAUAAAAAAAAAACAACCAAAAUAUGACGUUUUCUUUUUCUCUUUAUCCUGAUCUAGGAUAAAAAUCAUAGUAGUUGUUAUCUUUAUAAACAUAAUAAUAGAAUGACAUUACAUGUAAUCAUGUCAGCUUCUUCCAACCGUCAUCAACCCCAUCCACAUCAUAAUACAACGACAGCAACGAGGACGAUGAAUGCUGCAGCUGGUGGCGUUGGUGGCACUAAAUCAACUUACUCUUUCACAACCACAUUAUCUACGAGUGAUCGAAAUUUUAUAGAAUUUACUCGCUGUCUAUAUAAAGCAAAAUCGAUAUUGAAUGAAUUGGAAAAUCUAAAAGAAGGUUCUACCACCGUCAAGAAAGAACGUAUUGCUUCUUUUAAACAAGAAGUGUUGAAUGAAUGGACAAGAGCAAUAAGACUGAAGCAGGGUUUACAGAGGCAUCACACGAUAACACCGCCAUCACCCUCUCCAACGUACCUCCCAACACAACCGUAUCCUGCUGUUUAUGAAAGCCAUCCUUAUCCUAUGCGCGGUAAAUUAAGACCCGUACCACAACAGAAUAAUAGCAGCAGCAGCAGCAGCAGCAGCAAUAGUAGUUUUGCUGAUGAUGAAGCAGUGCAAGAUGCAGAUGAUAGUAUGAGUAGCCUCAGCAACAACGAUAAUGACGAUAGCAUCUAACAGUUUAAACCAACUUCAUUCUAUUCCAUUGAGUACUCAACCGGUCACCUAGCAUAUUUAUCUCUCUCUCUCCUCUUGGCAUUGGACACUUUCCUUUUUUUUUUUUUUUCCUGGUUUUUUGUAUCAUAAAACAGUGUGUAG